Ochotona princeps (American pika) is the source of this 1566-nucleotide messenger RNA. RefSeq names its product serine protease 54 (gene PRSS54). Gene Ontology annotation, molecular function: serine-type endopeptidase activity. The transcript is spliced from 6 exons. The coding region runs from base 170 to 1303 and encodes 377 amino acids. Gene Ontology annotation, biological process: proteolysis. NCBI's taxonomy places the organism in Eukaryota, Metazoa, Chordata, Mammalia, Lagomorpha, Ochotonidae. The record is from RefSeq and is a predicted model, not a curated record.
UUCUUCUCCAGGUGGUAGGAGAACUUCCUCUGUGGAGCUCUGCUGUGUUAAGGCCAGAGGAAGUUCAUUUCUCCUUCAGUAGGAGAAGUUCAACAGAAGAACUCGGAGGACCAUCCUGAGGACGAGAAACAUCCGCUGCCCAUGGUGUCUCCUGUGGCUUGCCUUGGGGAUGGCGGAGUUGCGAGGGGUGCUCUUGCUGCUGUUCAGUGUCUCCCUCUCCUCUGCUGCAGACUGUGGCAUCCAGAAAUCCUCCUUUACGGACAAGUCCGAGGAGAACGUGGUCAGCAGCACGGAGUUCCCGUGGGUGGUGUCAGUGCAGGACACGCACUACGCCCACCUGGCUUUCGGCUGCAUCCUCAGCGAGUUCUGGAUCCUCAGCAUCGCAUCGGUCCUUCAGAACAGGCCAGAUAUUAUCAUUGUCGUCGGUUUAGGUAACAUGGACUCCAGAAGAACUACUCACACAGAAUAUCCUAUCAACAGCAUCAUCGUCCAUGAGGACUUCGACAACUACUCCAUGAACAACAACAUCGCCCUCCUGAAAACAGACUCGGAGAUAUCUUUUAAUGAACUGGUCCAAUCCAUCUGCUUCCUCGGCAGAAAGCUGCACUUGCCGCCGGUCUUGAAGAACUGCUGGGUGUCAGGAUGGAAUCCCACGUCUGCAACAGGAAAUCAAAUGACGAUGAGUAUCCUGAGGAAAAUCUCCGUGAAAGACAUCGAGCGGUGUUUCUCACGAAAACUGCGGAAAACGGGAUGUGGCCGGCACAUAGAGCAGGAAACAGAGGCAGUCUGCUUGGGAGAACCAGGAAACCCAGUUAUGUGCCAGCUGCAGCAAUCGGAUCUAUGGGUCCUGCGGGGACUCUUAACCGAAGGUGUCGAGCCAUGCCCUGGCCUCUUUCUGUACAUCAGGGUGGAAGACUACAGCGACUGGAUCACGUUCAAGACCAGGAGGGUCGGCCCUCCCCUGUCUUCACUCCACCACUGGGAAGAGUUGAUGCCUCACCCCCAUCGCCAGUCACAACAUGACCUCAUAGUGACACAGAGUGUACGCACUCAACUGGACCAUGUCAUGUGGUCCCAAGGAGAGACCACCACGCAUUUGUUGCCAACAAACAGCUCUAGAGACAGUCUAGACUUCAGGGAAAAGAACCCAGGGGAGUCAGACAGUUCUGAUCAGGCCGCGUACUAUGACUAUUAUGCGGAGGCUGGGCAGGGUGGGUAUGCGGCAGGUCAGAACAGGUUGCAUCAGCCCCAAGAAAUGAUCUCUGUUCUCUUUGUGCUUGCUUUCUUUUGGAGCGGUGUCUAGGGGCUAACGCAUCAAACUGAAGGAUAAGCUCAGAAUGCUGAGUGCCAGGCAUUCACCAAGCUGUUUGGGUGUCUGUUUUUGAUAGUUGCACACUUGUGUGCCAUGGAUUUGGCCCAAGGCACACACCGAGCUGACUCGCUCGCUCUCCUCUGUCCCACUCUCACCUGCGGGAAGGUCACUUUCAUUUGUGCUUGUGAACUAAAUGUGGGCUUACAAGUGCCAAACCAUUAGAGUGCCCUGUGGUUCUUUCAAUGUUAAUGGUU